AUAACCGUCUCCUCCUCGCGUCGAUGCGUGGCGUUUUGAGCGCGACGAAUGCGUUUGUUCUGUUCCAGAAAACGCAAGGCUGGCGCCGACAUUUAAACGGGAUUUUUUACAAAACCGUACGUCGUUAUCGUUAGCCGACGCUAGCUAGCUAGCUCACUCAGCACGGAGGGGGGAGGCGCUCCUAACGACGGCCAUCACGAAGGCUUUUGUGGCUGAAUCCUUUCUUAAACGAUCGGGAGACUGCGUUCGGGUCUUUUUGGCUACUGUGUAUGAAUACGGAUUUUAUUAUAGUGAUAGAUAUUUUAGUAGAGGCCAUAAAUCGACCAAGGAACAGCGAGGGACACAACGUUGUCCGAUUGCAAAGGCUGGGGCGAGGGCGCCAGCGAGUAGCUCGGCUGGCCAGCUAACGUUAGCAAACUGGUUUCAGUCGGGCUCGCAGAUCUGGGGCGCUCAGGCCGAGCCUGUCUAGCGCGACGCAAACGGCACCUAUGUACUGGUGAGACGGCAUCAGCCUUUCUCCCACGAUGCUGGUCGACGGCAACUAUCUAGCUGUGCAAGACAUAUGAGAGUUAACCACCGAAAACGAGGUUUGGUUAGCAUCCAAACGUCAAAAGGAAUAGCUGCGGGGCGCAAGUUUUAAUGCUAGAUGAGUGAGGUGGGUGUGGCUUCCCACCAGACCGACCAUCCUGACUGACGGAUCUCUGGAUGACCUUGUCCCCACCCCUGUCCCUGCGCUCACAUACACCGUUCCCACAGCAAUGUCACAUCUGCCCAGCAGCUCAGUCCGCGACCAUAUGAAAUGGGCGGGGCUGCUUGGCUGUGAGGCUGUGCUUUCCAGUAUGGCCCUGAUGCAGGCCAGCUCCAUGGCCGGGCCACCUAAAAAAAUGAUGGCUCCACUUGGCCAUGCCCCACCCCAGAGAGAAGGCCCAGACCGUGGACCCCAGAGCCAUAUGAUUCUCCCGUCUGGAAUGAGCUGUCCACCCCUGCUUAUCCGGAAGGAAGGUGAAUUCCAAGCUCCCCGCCUGCUAGACGAGAAGGAGAUGAGAGCCAACGAGGACAUGCAGCUGAAAAAAAAGAACAGGAAGUCAGGAACGCCCUGUAAAGUGAGAGAACAAGAAGGAAGGGGAGGGAAGGGUACGGGUACAGAUGAGAAUGGUCCAUCAUCAAAAGUGCAGAAAAACUUCAUAUGUGAUCACUGUUACGGAGCAUUUAGGAGUGGAUACCACCUCAAAAGACACAUCCUCAUUCAUACAGGAGAGAAGCCGUAUGCUUGUGCCAUAUGUGACAUGAGGUUUAUUCAGCGUUACCACCUGGAGAGACACAGCCUCAUUCACACGGGGGUGAAGCCGUACGCUUGUUCCAUGUGUGACAUGAGGUUUUUCCAGCGUUACCACCUGGAGAGACACAGCCUCACUCAUACGGGGGUGAAGCCGUACGCUUGCUCCAUGUGUGACAUGAGGUUCUUCCAACGCUACCAUCUGGCGAGACACAGCCUCACUCAUACUGGGGUGAAGCCAUACGCUUGCUCCAUGUGUGACAUGAGGUUUUUCCAACGCUACCACUUGGCAAGACACAGCCUUACUCACACGGGGGUGAAGCCAUAUGCUUGCUCCAUGUGUGACAUGAGAUUUUUCCAGAGAUACCACCUGGCAAGACACAGCCUCACCCAUACGGGGGUGAAGCCAUACGCUUGCUCCAUGUGUGACAUGAGGUUCUUCCAGCGUUACCAUUUGGCAAGACACAGCCUCACUCAUACUGGGGUGAAGCCGUACGCUUGUACUAUGUGUGACAUGAGAUUCAUUCAGCGCUACCAACUGGAGAGACACAGUCUCACGCAUACAGGGGUGAAGCCGUACGCUUGCACCAUGUGUGACAAGAGGUUUUUUCAGCGCUACCACCUGGCGAGACACAGCCUCACUCAUAUGGGUGUGAAACCGUAUGCUUGCACCAUGUGCGACAUGAGAUUUUUUCAGCGUUACCACCUGGCAAGACACAGCCUCACUCAUACGGGUGUGAAACCUUACGCAUGUACCAUGUGCGACAAGAGAUUUUUUCAGCGCUACCACCUGGCAAGACACAGCCUCACACAUAUGGGUGUGAAACCUUUUGCUUGUACCAUGUGUGACAUGAGGUUUGUUCAACGUUACCACCUGGCAAGGCACAGCCUCACUCAUACGGGGGUGAAGCCGUAUGCUUGUUCCAUGUGUGACAUGAGGUUUAUUCAGCGUAACCACCUGGAGAGACACAGCCUUACUCACACGGGAGAGAAGCCAUUUGCUUGUGACAUGUGUGAUAUGAGGUUUAUCCAGCGCUACCACCUGGAGAGACACAAGCGUGUCCAUAGCGGGGAGAAGCCCUACCAGUGUGAACGGUGCCAGCAGAACUUUUCACGGACAGACCGACUCCUGAGGCAUCGACGGUUGUGCCAGGGUCGCGGCGUCGCCAAGGUGGAGAACCAGCCGUGCUGUGAACCACGCACAUACUCCCAGGAGCCCCCUCCUGCCCCCCCGACCUGGAGUCCUUUGCAUCCUCCUCCAGGUCGGCUGGCUGUCUGACAUUCCACCUUAAAAUCACCUGCAACAUGGCCAGAGAUAGCCUGGAUGAGCCACAGGGUCUUCUUCUCAAAUCUGUGCUCAGUGGUGUCACACACUGGUACAGGGUGAUCUUGCAGCUCCAGUCUUGGGAUAACUAACACAGAGGGACAUUUGUGUUUUAGUUUUGUUGUCUUCUUACUGUAUUGUUUAUUUUUUUCUCCUUUUUCUUUUUAAAGAACAAGACUUUUCCGGGAUAAACAGUGGUCCUGUUUUGUACUUAAUCUAUUUGAUUUUUGCUAAAUGUUUUUAUUGUUGUUCAGAUAUAUCUGCUUUUUUGGUGGUACUUUGGGAAAGGGCAGUUGGUAAUGUUCAUCCCGACAACUUGGUUAAAAAAAGAAUUGGAUUUUACGUGUGGUUGUACAUAGCGUAAAGGAAAAGAACCUCCUGUUACUUCAGAAUGAGUACACCAGUUGUGAACAUGUCUGGAGCAGAUAUUGCUUUUCAGGUCCGAGGUUUAGUGUUGGGCGUGGUGGAAGCAAGCUGACCAUGACAUCUAGACACCCCAUGUACGUGUUGACCUUCAGGUCAUUCACAGAUCAGCUCUUAGCUGGAGGUCCUUGCUUGUGUUGUAUCAUCUCUCAGAUGUGCGUCGCUGGGGAGAAAAGCGUCUGCUAAAUGAAACUGUAACAUCGGAGACUGGAGAGCAAUAUCUGGUCUUGGUCAGAUCUGAAGGACGUAUUCAUGGGCAGACACACAAACUACAGGUUUUAUUUCGUAGGUAUGUAAGCAGUAAAGUUUCUGUCACUAUAUAUUACAUCCGAGGACACUCGACCUGAUGAUGAUGAUGAUGAUGAUGAUAUUGAUAUUGUAGUGGUCUAAAAUUUUCUGUUGGAAAAUUGCCCUAAAGGAAGUGCAUUUUAGCAGGGGGCUGAAAUGCCGUUCCACGCCACUUGAAUGCAAAACAGCAUCAACUUGAGGACGCAACAUGAUGUCAUUUGUGAAAAGGAGAAAAAAAGUAACGUCAAACGGCACUACACAACAGUAAAAACACAACUUCCAAAAGUGAGUGACAUGAGUACAAUGCACGGUUGACUCUAACUUUACUCUGGGUCAAGGGCGAAGAGUCAGGGUCACGGGAGUGUCCCCGCAGUGUUUGUCACCGUGUUGUGUGUCUUGUGUGAUGUGCUGAUGACUCAGGAAAUGGCACAAAGUCCACCCCACCCCCCCACCCUGACCCAGACAGAGCUAGGCUAUGAAACUCAGAAACCGUGUAUGUACAGAGAUCUGAAGUACCACAGCCAGGUCCUUGUCUCUCCUGAACUCCCCUUUGUCCAUAGCUCUUGGUUGUAAAGUUGCGCAGGUUGGCCGCUUCAGCACAUCCCAUUACAUUGUCUGUACAGUCUCACGUCAUGGGAUUAGUGGGGUAUAUGAAACUCUUGUGGCCUUAGUGUGCUUAUGUUAUUUCUUAAUUCAUUUGCCUUUUUAUUUACUAAUUGUUUAUUAUCGUGGGUCAGAGAUAUUUACUAAGAUGAGACACAGCCUUUUAUCAUCGAGGUGUUUCCCCCUACAGUAGUCACCCCAGUAGAAUGUUGAUUGCUUCAAUGGCACUAAAACAGACUAAAAAGUCCCCGCAGUUGGGGAAUUUGUUUUAUUAUAUUGAAUAUUUUGGGUUAUUGUUACCGAUUUUUAUCAUAACCGUUCUAUAAUCAUUCAGGAGCCGCGGGAGUUUGACAGUUCCUUGUGAAAAGUCAGUCAUGCUAACUUGUCUCCCGCCGCGCCGCGUGGACGGCCGCAGGUUGUAGCAGAGUCAACGUUUGCUUGGCUCUGCUACACACUAACCAUUGCCUUUCUUAUCCAGAUACUAUGUGGUUGGUGUGUAUAAUGGAUGUCUAUUAUGUUAUCAGGCUUAACCUUAAAUAAGUGCAGACAAACAAAUAAUCAUUGUAGUGCUACAUGAUAUUGUAUUGAACGACUUCCUUUUACGUGAGAUGAACCUAGACCACACCGUGUCGGAGUCUGGUGGGCAGGGCUGUGUGGGAGUAAAUCAGCUGAGGAGACCCCUUCUGUUGCCCAUCCAACUUCUCAGACGUGAUCCUUCUGUUCUCGUGAGGUUCAUGUAUACACUGUAAACUACAGGACGGGUGGGCUGAUAAACACUCAGCCAGGUCUCCCUCCCCAUUGAGGUGUUAGUUGAUCCUAGGCUUUGACUCAUCUACAUUUUUGGAUUUUGGCCUCGCGUGUCGAAAAGAGUUUCUGAGUUUGUUUGCGUAGAUGUGUCGGCUCAGUAGUGCCGCGCCCUCAGCUCAUACCGGCCACUGGCUGUUGGCCGUUGCAGACUUGCAAACUUUGGUCAGAGGUGAGAGAGCGCCAGCGACUGUGGCUGGCAGGGAAUGGAGGGUGGUUUCAGGUGGUCAUGGUGAGGUUUUAAGUUCUAGCACUGUACGUGUGUCCAAUGUGGAGAUAUUUAAAUGUGAGCUGCCAGACUAACGUUGGUUUUACAGAUUCAUUCGUAGAGCAUUGCAAGGUUGUUGGUUGCGAUGGCUCAGCAGUAAACCCUUGGUUCUCUUGUUGAGUGGUUUAUGUUGGGAAGUGGGAUCGCAUUGGGCCAUAACAUUAACAUGUCAUGAAGAUGAGUGACCGCUGCCUUGUACGGCUUUCUGAUGUCAGGUUAUCGAUCGUGUUCACUGAAACCUGACGAGCAUACCGCCAGUCAGGCUUGGAGGGUUAGAGAUCUCCUGUUGGGCUCACUGUAGUUGAUGGAGCUGAGCGACUGAACGGGCCAGUGAAGGGUCGGGUUUGAUAAACGUCACCGUCAUCCUGGCAAACCCGAUCGUACCGCUGCAGAAGGGACAUGGCCCGCUAGCAGGGUGAUAGCAGAGCGGCUAACUUCACCUGUCAAAUCCCCAACAGUUUUUUACUUUGACUUUUCAUUGUUUAAAUGCAAUAGAAUCCUGUGUCUGAUCAUUUGUUUAUAAAACUGAGAUUUAAUUUUUCAGACGAAGGAUUGGGUUGUCUGAGAAGUUCUCCAUCACAUUCUGAUGAUUGUUUCAAGGACCUUUUUUAUUCUGAUAAAAUUGUAAACACUGGAGUGAAAGGAAAAAAAGAAGAAAAGACAAAAAAAGAUACGGAUAUUUUUCCUUCAAACUGUACUAGAUUUUAGGUUUUAGACAGAGCCUAUUUCUCCUCAACUUGCCAGAGAAGAUGGACAGAACAAUUUGGAUCAGUACAGUUGAGAGCCCAGUAUGUUCAAUAAUUUUGAUAUUAGAGGCAGUAGUACCGCAAUAAAAUUGUUUUUCGUUAUACAAAGUCCCUGGUAUUCGUAGUGAAUUAUAUUGAUAAUGGUCUUAGAUAAGCAGCAGCAUAACAGUAGCUAUCACAGAUUAGUUGUUUUCUUUAUUAGUCUUGCAUGCCGAGUUAUGGUCCUCAGUUAAGAUAGGAUCUUGAUAUUGAUUAUUUUGUGUAGGCAAAAAUGAGUGCAUAAAAAAUGACUUCCUAAACGAUGUUACAUUGAUUAUUGUAAAGAUGGGCUGACUAAUAUGUACCCUUGUGAUCCAACUAGUUUCAACUGUAUGACUUGAGAGGAGAGGCUUCUUACUAUUAUGCUGAAAUAAAAUAAUUUGUAA
Lampris incognitus (smalleye Pacific opah) is the source of this 6157-nucleotide messenger RNA. RefSeq names its product zinc finger protein 740a (gene znf740a). The record is from RefSeq and is a predicted model, not a curated record. Gene Ontology annotation, biological process: regulation of transcription by RNA polymerase II. Bases 759 to 2555 code for a protein of 598 amino acids. Gene Ontology annotation, molecular function: RNA polymerase II cis-regulatory region sequence-specific DNA binding; DNA-binding transcription factor activity, RNA polymerase II-specific. Gene Ontology annotation, cellular component: nucleus; transcription regulator complex; PcG protein complex. NCBI's taxonomy places the organism in Eukaryota, Metazoa, Chordata, Actinopteri, Lampriformes, Lampridae. The transcript is spliced from 19 exons.